AGCCGACAUCCGGCGUCUCUUUUUUUCGCUUGGUCUCCGCGGGAAGUGGUAGUGAAGAUGAGGCAGAAGCACUAUUUGGAGGCUGCGGCGCGAAAGCUAGUCGAGAGCUGCCCGGGCCAGGCCCGCUAUCUCCUCUGGGCCUACAGUUCGUCACACGAUGACAAGAGCACUUUUGAAGAAACAUGUCCAUACUGUUUCCAGCUGUUGGUUCUGGAUAACUCUAGAGUGCGUCUCAAACCCAAGGCCAAAUUGACACCCAGAAUACAGAAACUUCUUAAUCGAGAAGGAAGAAAUAAUACGCUCAGUUUUAAAGAAGCAAAAAAAGUCAAAAAGUAUAAAGACUCCAAAAGUGUAUUGUUGAUUACUUGUAAAACAUGCAACAGAACGGUUAAACAUCAUGGUAAAAGCAGAAGCUUUCUAUCCACAUUGAAGAGCAGUCAUACCACUCCUAUAAGCAAACUCAGCCCUAAGAGACCAGAGAGACAGUCUCCAAGUUUUGCAAACUUCACUCCUAAUAUGCCUGGCUCCAAAGGCAAGAGCCCAGCAUUGAUUUUCAGAACACCUACAUCUGGACAAUCAACACCCAUUUGCUCCUCAAGGAGUGUGAAAAAAGGAAAGAAACACUUCUCUCAACUAAAAAUGUUGCUUAGUCAAAAUGAAUCCCAAAAAAAUUCAAAGGUAGACUUCAGAAAUUUCUUAUCCUCUCUAUGAAGUCUUUUGGACUUUGAAAAUAAGAAAUUUUUCUAGUACAAUUUCUAAUUAAUAAUAUGAAAAGUUUUUUUUAAAUUUAUUUAUUCUUUGAAUACAUGGAAAUUAGGCAGACUUUUCUUGGCAUUCUUCAGUGUAAUAGGGAAAACAUCUYAUUAGAGUGAAUAACUAAAACAUCACAGGUGGCCAUUGAGGAUCAAAAAAUACAUGAAAGUUCUUGUAAAUAGUAAGGAUAUAUGUGGACAUUGAAUGAUAGUAUUUUUUUCCUCCUUUAGUUUUAACAGUUUUCAUUAUGUCAUUUUCUUUCAAAAUAAAAUUGAGAACUUAA
This is a messenger RNA of Urocitellus parryii (Arctic ground squirrel), 1036 nucleotides long. RefSeq names its product ribonuclease MRP subunit p24 (gene Rmp24). NCBI's taxonomy places the organism in Eukaryota, Metazoa, Chordata, Mammalia, Rodentia, Sciuridae. The record is from RefSeq and is a predicted model, not a curated record.